GCUGGGUGCAUGUCCAACGUUGGAGAAAAACCCUUCUGGAAAGGAAGCCUCUUCCAUUAAGCCCAUAUUAUAUUACCAAAUGUAUUGGGCCCGCCCUCCAAACCAUGGGAUUCAGGUGUUCCAAUCCCCUCCAUGGCCACAGGUGUAUACAAUCAAUCCCCUAGGCAUGCAGAUGGCUUCUACAAACAUUGGUGAAAGAAUGGGUCGCUCUCAGGAGCUCAGUGACUCCAAGCGUGGUCCCGUGAUAGGUGGUCACCUGGGCAAUAAGUCCAUCCGUGACAUUUCCUGGCUACUAAAUAUUCCACGCUCAACUGUUAGUGGGAUUAUAACAAAGUGGAAGCAACUGGGAACAGCAACUCAGCCACCAAGGGGUAGGCCACGUCACAUGACAGAGCGGGGUCAGCGCAUGCUGAAGCGCACAGUGCGCAGAAGUCGCCAACUGUCUGCAGAGUCAAUAGCUAAAGACCUCCAAACUUGGUGUGGCCUUCAGAUGAGCCCAACAACAGUGCGUAGAGAGCUCCAUGGAAUGGGUUUCCAAGCC
This is a messenger RNA of Staurois parvus, 541 nucleotides long. NCBI's taxonomy places the organism in Eukaryota, Metazoa, Chordata, Amphibia, Anura, Ranidae. The record is from the annotation of a GenBank genome assembly.